This is a messenger RNA of Closterium sp. NIES-67, 1028 nucleotides long. NCBI's taxonomy places the organism in Eukaryota, Viridiplantae, Streptophyta, Zygnematophyceae, Desmidiales, Closteriaceae. The record is from the annotation of a GenBank genome assembly.
CUGCGCACCUCAGGAAUUCCUUCCUCUCAAUUCCUGACCAGCCUCCCCGCAUUCCGCUUUUCUUUUCCAUGUUCAUGCCAGCAUCGCCUUGGCCUCCCCUACCAUAUCCACAUUCUAGGGACACUACUUCGUGCAAAGGCUUAUUUUGCAGGUAAAAUCUAGGCGUAACGCGCUUUCCCCCCUGCGAUGGCGUCGUCGACUCCCGUCGCCUCAGAGUCGCCCGUCGCCGACGCGUUCGAGGAGGACGACGUACCGUCGGUGUCGCCCACAGCGGCGAUCAAGGCGGCCGUCGUCCGCAUUACCGCGGCCGCCACCGGCGGUGCGGUGCUCGGCGGUGCUCUCGGCUUUGGGCUGGGCUUCGUCGCUCGCGAGGGUACCAAGGUGGCCAUGCGCGAGUCUGCGUUCGGGCUGAAGACGGUGGCCGUCAUGUCAGCAGUCUAUGCUGCCACGUCAGCAGCCAUUGAGAAUCUCAGGAACGAUCUACUUGACAGUGCGAAGCCAGGGCUCGCAGGAUGUGCAGCUGGACUGGCAGCGAGUGUCCCAGGUCCACCAAUGGCAAUGUUGCAAGGCUGCGCUGCCUUUGGCCUCCUUUCCUUCGUCUUUGAUUUCUUUGCGCCCGCUGAAGCAUCGGCUAGUCCGCUCGCACUCACGAACGACCAUCGACUCAACUGGAGAGCACGUAGUGCGUUGAAGAAGUUUUCUGCGAGGCCGGAGUCUCCUCUUGACAGCUUGCUCUCUCUUGCACUGCCCACUUCUAGUGUUGCAUCACCUCCACAACACUAACACGUGCCGGCUAAGGGACUUGGUUUUCUUUACUGUGACACCUUUCUAGGUUCUGGAGUUUUACCGUAGCACUCGGCGGGGGGGGGGGGGGGGGGGGGGGGGGGGGGGGGGGGGGGUUACUAGUAUUAGGAGUUCGCUAUAUGAUCAGCAGACGGUCUCGCUACUAGUACUUUGCCUGUCUAAAAGCAUUACAAGCUGAUGCAGAUUAUGCCAAGGGGAGUGCAAAAUCCGAGUUUGUUGUUAAG